This is a messenger RNA of Delphinapterus leucas (beluga whale), 1757 nucleotides long. It is a transcript of the gene SERPING1, whose product is annotated as serpin family G member 1. Gene Ontology annotation, molecular function: serine-type endopeptidase inhibitor activity. Gene Ontology annotation, biological process: negative regulation of endopeptidase activity. NCBI's taxonomy places the organism in Eukaryota, Metazoa, Chordata, Mammalia, Artiodactyla, Monodontidae. The record is from RefSeq and is a predicted model, not a curated record.
GGUGUGUGACUAUCCACUUAGUCUGCCCUGAAGCUGCCCAGUGACCGGGAGUUCGGCGCAGGUCUGGGCUGACGUCGCCGCCCAGAUGGCCUCCAGGCUGACCCCACUGACCCUCCUGCUGCUGCUGCUGGCUGGGGAUAGAGCCUCCUCAAAUCUGAUUGGUAUCAGCCCCGUGGAUCCAGAGAGCUUACAAGGAGGGGAAAGUGAAGGAGAUAUCCCCAAAGGAGAUAUUCCCAACAAUGUAUCCAUUAAAGACACCGAGGGCUCUUCCACGCUGCUGAAAACCAACUUGACCAUCGAAACAGUCAAUACCACCCAGCCCUUCAACCAGUCCACCACUCAACCCAUCCAACCAACAACCCAGGCCACGACUAAGCCCUUCUGCCCAGCACCUGUCACCUCCUGCUCUGACUUGGAGAGUCAUUCAGCAGAGGCCGUGCUGGGGGAGGCUUUGACAGAUUUCUCCCUGAAUCUCUACCACACUUUCUCAGUAAUGAAGGAGGAGGAGACCAACAUUGUCUUUUCCCCGUUCAGCAUCGCCAGCCUCCUCACUCAAGUCCUGCUCGGGGCUAGAGGAGAAACCAAGGAAAGCCUGGAGCGACUCCUCUCUUACCCCAAAGACUUUACCUGUGUCCACCAGGCCCUGAAGGCCUCCAGGUCCAAAGGCUUUACCACAGUCUCUCAAAUCUUCCACAGCCCAGACCUGGCUAUAAGGGACACCUUUGCGAAUGCCUCUCAGAGCCUGUAUGGCAACAGCCCCAAAGCCCUGGCAAAUGACAGUAAAGUCAACUUGGAGUUCAUCAACGCCUGGGUGGCCAAGAAGACCAACCACAAGAUCAGGCAACUGCUAGACAGCCUGCCCGAUGACUUCCGCCUGGUCCUUCUCAACGCUAUCUACCUGAGUGCCAAGUGGAAGACAACAUUUAACCACAGCAGAACAAAUACGAAGGGCUUUUACAGUGGAUCCUCUGUGAUAAAAGUGCCCAUGAUGAAUAGCAAGAAGUACCCUGUGGCCCAUUUCACAGACCCGACUUUGAAGGCCAAGGUGGGCCGUCUGCAGCUGUCCCACAACCUGAGCUUUGUGAUCCUGGUGCCCCAGACCUUGAAACACCGUCUUGAAGACAUGGAGCAGGCUCUCAGCCCCCCUGUCUUCAAGGCCAUCAUGAGGAAGCUGGAGUCGGCCAAGUUCCAUCCUACUCACCUGAUGAUACCUCGCAUCAAAGUAAAGAGCAACCAGGACCUGCUGGAAUUCUUUGACUUUACCUACAACAUCAACCUGUGCGGGCUGACAGAGGACCCGGAUCUGCAGCUUUCUGCGAUGCAGCAUCAGUCCAUGCUGGAGCUGACAGAGAGCGGCGUGGAGGCGGCUGCAGCCUCCGCUAUCUCUGUGGCCCGCAGUUUGCUGGUCUUUGAAGUGCAGCAGCCCUUCCUCUUUGUGCUCUGGGACCAGCAGCACAAGUUCCCGGUCUUCAUGGGGCGGAUAUAUGACCCCAGGACCUGAGACCUGCGGGAGGCCGACCAGGGCAAGCCCUACCCCUCUGGCCUCAGCUCUUCUAGUCGCAGCCCUGCUGCUGCCUGCCUGGACUUGUCCCCAGCUGCCUCCCAUCUCAGGUCUGCCCUCCACCUGAAGGGCUCCCGUGGGGUCUGGUGAGGGGACCUGCUUCUAUCAUCCCUUCCCUGUGACUCUCCAAAGCACUUUUUGCAGCUUUCUCUGGUACAAAUACAGCAGACUACAAAUAAAACCUGGCAGACCAUGA